AUGGCGAAUCCUUUCCUUCAGGUCUUGAGCAUUCUGGAAUGUUUGAUGGAGUGGGAGGACGACGUGUUAUGUUCCGAGCUGGGCCAGCUUUUUGUGGACUUCAAGGAGAACCUCUAUGAGCGGAAGCUCCACGAUGAGUUUCAUGUGCCUGGCAACGAAUUUGUGCGAAAGGGCAACUGGGUGAUGACCCAAGCACUUUCCUUCAUCCUCAAGUCGGACUGCUGCAGCCUUGGCUACUCGAUGGUCAAGCAUGAUGCAUCUGGAGCAUGCUCAGAGGCGUUUUUGUUGUGGCUGCACAACACUGGACGGGAUGAACACUUCCACCACUUCAUUAGAAUCCUCAAUGACCUGGAAAGGCUUAUCGGUGCGGUACACCAGUGGUCGCCGGCUCACUGGAGUUCUUUGUCGCCCCGGCAUACACUGCCACAGACUGUCAGCCAGCUUGUGCCAUGCGUCUAUGCAGCGGACAGAGUCAUUUGA
Molecule: messenger RNA, 480 nt
Organism: Symbiodinium sp. CCMP2592
Lineage: Eukaryota; Dinophyceae; Suessiales; Symbiodiniaceae
Source: the annotation of a GenBank genome assembly